This is a messenger RNA of Strongylocentrotus purpuratus (purple sea urchin), 1720 nucleotides long. RefSeq names its product dual specificity protein phosphatase 23-like. Lineage: Eukaryota; Metazoa; Echinodermata; Echinoidea; Camarodonta; Strongylocentrotidae. The transcript has 3 exons. The coding region runs from base 103 to 570 and encodes 155 amino acids. Gene Ontology annotation, molecular function: protein tyrosine/serine/threonine phosphatase activity; protein tyrosine phosphatase activity. Gene Ontology annotation, biological process: cilium assembly; protein dephosphorylation. The record is from RefSeq and is a predicted model, not a curated record.
UUCCCUUCCCUAAAUAGGCUCAAAGUCAAAGCCAGCUCGUAUCCUGUCCUACUGAAGCCCGCCCACCCCUUCUCCUGCCCCAACACUCCUAGCGUUUCUACCAUGAGUCAAACCACCCCACCUCCUUUCUUCACCUGGGUAUCAAGCAACCUAGCAGCUCAUGGGAUGCCUUCCUGUCCGGACCAGAUGCGCUACCUAGCAGACAACGGCAUUCGCUACCUGGUCUCCCUGACGACUGAGUGUCGCCCCCCUGUGGAGGCCACGCCCAAUGUUACCUGGGUUCCCAUUGGUAUAGAUGAUUACCAUCCCCCCACGCUGGAGCAGGUGGUGGAGUUCAUGAGGGUGAUGGAAGAGGCAGAGGAAAAAAAUGAGGCUGUUUCUGUUCAUUGCUUGCGUGGAAGGGGGAGGACAGGGACCAUGGUGGCCUGCUAUUUCAUCAAGAUGCAGAAAAUGUCCGCCGCUGAGGCCAUAGCAGAAGUGCGCCACCAACGGCCUGGCUCUGUAGAAACGGUGGAGCAAGAGAAUCUUAUACGAGAUUACGAAACAUUCAUCAAUAAACCAAGUAUAUGAAAUUGUACUCAGGUCGACCUUACAUGUAGCACAAAUAUUGAGAGUGAUGUCAAAAGUAGGAUCUUAUAUGAGAUUACGAAACAUCCAUCAAUAAACCAAGUAUAUGAAAUUAUACUCAGGUCAACCUUAAAUGUACAUAGCACAAAUAUUGAGAGUGAUGUCAAAAGUAGUAUGUAAAUGAAAAUGUAUAACAUACAGGGUACAUGAAGUAUGAAAACAUGUAGUUUUUUAAUUUUAAAGUCAUGUACUAUAAGUACUGAUAUUUUGAAUGAAAUUUUAAAGGUGCGUGAAAUAUGUAGAUUUUAAUAUUUUUAAAGUAAUCGUUUGUAACUGUUAAUAUUUUGAAUGAAAUUGUAAAGAUACAAGGUAUAUGUAAUAUAAAAAUAUGUUGAUGUGUGUCUUCCAAAUAUUUGUUUGUCUUUUAAGAUACCAGGUAAUUUUUCAUAGAGAAAUAUAUAUGCAGUCAAAGUGGUGUGUAUUGAGUGUAGAAUGAAUGAGAAGAAAUCAAUUUGUAUAAAUCAUACAACCUGUGGUGAUAGCUCGAGUUUUGGACUUCAACCAAAAAAGAAUUAAUGACAAAUGUUUUCAUUGCAAUACCUUGCAGUAACAGUAUCUACUUCUAUUCUUUAAAAAAAGAAUAUGUGAUUGAUUUAUUUUUUAACAUUAAAGAUUUACAAAUCUUAAGUUUUGCAAACUCUUUGAAAGGCGUUAUGGCACUUGACCUGUGGACAUGUAUGUCUAAUUUCUAGGGUUCUAAACACUAGAAUUCCUGUUCCACAAUUAUUUGAUAUGUUAUUAUUACUGUUAAAUUUUACAGGAUUUAUAAAACCCAUUUAAAAUGUAUUUUAGAAGAAACUUCAGCCAUUUUGAAAGAGUUGAAGGUUAUAUACCUGGCAUUAGUUCUAGUAUAGAUUCAAGCCCAGUUCAGACAUGAAAAUUUUAAUGUGUACCUGUAAUCCUGUAUAAUGUGUAUACAGAUCAUUGAGUACUUGUGGGGACCUGCAGCUGUCAGACUUUUUAUAUAUAAUUUAAUUACCGAUACCUCUUGCCUCCUGGCCUGCCAUUCAUAGAAGACAAUACUGACAUGUAUCAAUGUUGUUUAUUGAAUAGCUAAAGCAUGCAACUUUUUUGUUUUAAUGGGGGGGGGGGG